Messenger RNA from Clunio marinus, 1208 nucleotides. The record is from the annotation of a GenBank genome assembly. NCBI's taxonomy places the organism in Eukaryota, Metazoa, Arthropoda, Insecta, Diptera, Chironomidae.
AAAGUUUAAAAAACAUUCAAGAUUUUAUAAGUGAUUUUGAAAGCUCUUCUAGCGCCUCAUCUUAUUUCAAAGCUGCACUACUAAAUCCAUUACCUGAAUAAAAUAUAAAUAAAGAACGACUAAACAUGGCCAGUACAGGAAGCGACCUCACUCAGGCAGCUGACGCCAAAUUGAAAAUUCCUCAACCCAUGGACCCAACGUCCAUAGCCUUCUCUUCCAUCGGAGAUGCAUACAAGCCAAUUCCACUUAAUAUUGAAUUUUUUAAUACAUACGCACCACGUCUACGCGACCCGAUCCCGAUAAUUGAAACUAUUAAUGCUGACAUAAGUCCAAGCGAUAUGUCACCUUAUUUUAAGGCUACCUUUGAAGCCAUCCACGAUGCCAUCCACUUAGAACAACGUCAUACACCGGAGAUACUCACUGCUAAUGAACACGAUCAAGUUUGUCGUUACAUUCUCAAGCAAAGACUCAACCAUUGCUCCGCACCGCUUCUCAACGUCGAAGUAGAUAACAACACCUUGCUGGAUUACACAUCAUUACCAGCCAGUGUUUCGAAUAUCAUCAACGAUGUCGGACCAAUCCUCGUAGACGAAGGUGCUUAUACUAUCGUCCCAACAUACGUUCCAGAACCAACCGACGACCCAACUCCAUUCACAGGUCCUGUCUCAUCAGAUGGAAGCUACUCCCCAAUGCUACAUAAGACAAUAAUGUUAUCUUUAGCAAGAGUCCAAAAUAUUUUGAGUGAUAACCCACAAAUGAAACAGGAACAUCGCACCCUGUUUGAAGCACAUCUUGAAAGAAAUAUUAAAUAUCAAGAUUGGUAUGCACAAUUAUUACCAAUUACUGAUGAUGACAUUCUUCCAAUCAUUGAAAAAUUUUCACGGUUUGUCAACAUUGCACACAAUUCCGGUAAAAUCAAUAUCGGAACUAUUGACGAAACUGCACAAGGCAAGCCCUUCUGGAUACUCUAUGUCGAAGACACUUGCACAUUGAAAGCCGCAACCGGUACCUCAAAGUCUGUCCUUAUCAGGACUAAUUACUGGGAAGCUACCCAAGAUGACGUCUUCAAAGCAGCCAUCGUUCAGUCGACAAACUCAAAGUCAACGCCUAUCUACACCAAUUACAUCUUGUCUGCAGAUUCACCAAUGAACGGAGUUUUAUCAACACGUAAAUUGUACGCAACUGGAGCAGAACCAGAAAACGUUUAA